Messenger RNA from Colletotrichum paranaense, 1038 nucleotides. RefSeq lists its product as uncharacterized. The transcript has a single exon. The coding region runs from base 1 to 1038 and encodes 345 amino acids. The record is from RefSeq and is a predicted model, not a curated record. Gene Ontology annotation, molecular function: lipase activity. NCBI's taxonomy places the organism in Eukaryota, Fungi, Ascomycota, Sordariomycetes, Glomerellales, Glomerellaceae.
AUGGGCCCAGGUUUCUCGCUUCUGGGGAUGGUUGUCGGGGUUCUGUCCAUUUUCUACUACGCAAAACAGACGCAGAGGAUGACGGGCCUCAAAUUCGACACAGAGUUCUGGGCGGUCGCUGGUCCGCUGAUCGCCAUCCGACCGCCGAAAGGACCUACCAAUGCAUUGGAGCUCCGAGCCAGCGUCAACGCGGGUCUCUCGGCUAUCCUCAAAGAUGCCCUGCCGGAUGGUAUAAUAGAAACCAAGCAUGUUGUCAAGUCAUUCGACGGCGAGAUAAUUACACUCCACCAGUUCACACCGAGCGAAAACAAAAGCAUAGGCAGGCAGCCGGCUUUCAUCUACGUUCAUGGAGGAGGGAUCGUGGGGGGGGACCUCGACCCGCACAGCCGGCCACUCGCCGCGAAGGCUGCUCUCGAAUCGGGGGUCCAGAUGUUCGCUGUUGAAUACCGCUUAGCGCCCGAGUUCCCGUUUCCAACACCCGCCGAGGAUUGUUACGCCGCUUUAAAGUGGCUCAGCGAGAAUGCAAACGACCUGAAUAUCGACGCGUCUCGCAUAGGCUUUUACGCGUUGAGCGCCGGCGGCGGCAUAGCGGUAGGCGCAUCCAUGUUGGCGAGGGAUCGAGGCUUGUCACCGCCAUUGGCGAAGCAGAUCCUCAUAUAUCCAAUGUUAGACGACAGAACUAGGGUUGAAGCAGACAAUCCUUUAUCGCAAUUUCUCACCUGGACGGAUAAGUCAAAUCAGAUUGGCUGGAAUGCGUACCUUGAGGGCAAGGCCGGAGGAUCGGGCAUACCUCCGCAUGCGGCACCAGGGAGAGCAACUGACGUUGCGAAUCUCCCUUUUACAUACAUCGACGUUGGUGGAGUUGAUUUGUUCUGCGCUGAGGCAGUAGCAUUUGCAAAUAAGCUUGCAUCCGCUAAUGUGCAAAUGGAAUUACAUGUAUACCCUGGACUGCCUCACAUCUUCGAUCUCUACGCCCCUACGAUAGAGCUCACGCAAUUGGCGAGACAAAAUAGGCUAAGGGCGGUUAGAAGUCUAUGA